Molecule: messenger RNA, 2274 nt
Organism: Betta splendens (Siamese fighting fish)
Lineage: Eukaryota; Metazoa; Chordata; Actinopteri; Anabantiformes; Osphronemidae
Gene: cbx8b
Product: chromobox homolog 8b
Exons: 5
Coding region: 225-1283 (352 amino acids)
Source: RefSeq, a predicted model, not a curated record
CUUAGCAACCCGAGCACGUAGCAACGGCUCGACCAAUCGGUGCCCUUCCAGUGAUUCCACCGACUGCGGUUCCUUAGCAACGCUGUAAAAAUUGCGCUGACGUCCAUUCUGUUCAGGAGUAUUAUGGUCUGUCGGGAAUUCAGAGUGGCUGGGACUGGAGAAAAAUAUCUGCUCUGCUAGCGUUAGCGUCCACCGAGCUAACGGUAGGUAGCACCGGAGUAAACAUGGAGCUCUCUGCCGUCGGGGAAAGAGUGUUCGCCGCCGAGUCUAUCAUCAAACGGAGAAUAAGGAAGGGUCGGAUUGAAUACCUGGUGAAAUGGAAGGGCUGGUCACCAAAAUACAGCACUUGGGAGCCAGAGGAGAACAUUCUGGACUCCCGCCUGUUCGCCGCUUUCGAACAGAAGGAGCGUGAACGGGAGCUGUACGGGCCCAAAAAGAGAGGACCGAAGCCCAAGACGUUCCUGCUCAAGGCGCAGGCCAAAGUCAAAGGGAAGGCCUAUGAGUUCAGGAGCGAGGCAGCACGAGGGAUGCGUGUCACCUACCCAUCUCCAGAGCCAGUUGUCACGCCCAGGGCUAGAGAGGGCCUCAGAGCUGUUGUUCCCACAAUUUUCCCUCCCAGCACAGUCAACCGCGGAGAGAGUGUGCGUGUUCCGGCGACAGAACUCGCUACGUGUGAAAUCCGGCAGCCUUCCUUACGCCAAACCUGUCCAGGCAGUCUCAUGCAGGUGCCCAAGAAAAGAGGCCCGAAGCCCAAGCCUCGCUUCGGCUCCACUGCCUCUGAGCCCCACAAGAGGAGAGAUGAAGAACAGCUGAGCCACAGCCCUCACACUCUGGCCACGCUCCAAGGAGUUGAAGACGUGACGCUAGUUAAAUUUGCCCAGAGACACCCAGAGGACCACAGCCACUGCCAUAAACACCACCAUCACCACCGCCACCAGCACCAUCACCACACGCUCAGCCAGGGGCUCUCCGGUGGAAGUUCCUAUAAGCAGCUCUACUUGGACCACAGCCCGCGCCCUCACAGGAUGGAUGUAAACAUACACAUGGCUAAGGAUGGCUCCAGCCACCUGGCACCCGCGCACUUCAAGCACCAGAUGGAGAAACCAUACUUUUUGGACAGACCGUCUCCGACGAGGUUUGACGAUGACGCGGACGAGGUGACGUGGAGGCCGUCUCUGGGCAACGUGGAAAAGAUCCUGGUGACCGACGUCACCACCAACUUCCUGACGGUCACAAUUAAGGAGAGCAGCACAGCUAAAGGCUUCUUCAAAGACAAAAGAUGAUUGUUUUUCAUCCCAAAUUUUCUUAGUUCAUGAUUAUUAAGCAGAGCUUUUUUUGUGCGUAAUGUAUAAAAGCAAAUUACAUAUUGUGCAUAUGUGUAUAUAUUUAUAUAUAUAUAUAUAUAUAUAUUAUAAAGUUGGACAUUUGUUUAAUGUAUUGACCAAAUCAAAUGAAGUUCAUAUGUUGCACUGGGUAACAUGUUGCAUGUUUCCUUUGCACCAGCAGCUUGUUUGUGUACAGAGCUUAUAGUUUUACUGUUUUGCAAAUACAACUAACUAGAAUGUAUUUUUAUUUCACACGUUUGUUCCCAAGCUUCAUAUUUUCAAAGGCAAGAAAAUUUUCAAUACAAGAUUCAGUUUGUACCUGUUCAAUUUAAAUGGACUCGACUGAAGAUAACCUGUUCAGUUCAAGAGGGUUAAUAUUUAAAAUGUUACUUGAGCACUUUGAAUUAAAAAAAAAAAAAAGAUAUUAAGAAAUAAUCUGUUUUAAAGACCGAGCCUGUUUCGCAUAAAUAUCUCUAAUUAACCUAAUUAAUACGUUCAACACGGACACUUUAACUGUUUCCUAAGAAACAUUAACAGAGAAUAUAUUUUACGUUUUCAUGGAAAUUCUUACUGAAGCCUUGGUGUAAUAUGAUGACAGUUUCUUUGAAGAUGUUUUCUAAUAAAUCCCCCUUGGUUCAUUUAUGUUUCUUAUUUUUAUUUAUCUAAUUGAAUUAUCUAUUUUUUUCCUUUAACCUUUAGUUUAGUGGCGCUUACAGCAACAUUAACGUUUUAUGCGAAAUCUGAGGAAGCAAUAUUCUCAAUUUAACAGGCCAAAUAAAAGCAUGACAGAAGCAGUAUGAGGCCUCAUAAUUGACAUAAGCGCGUCCGGCCCGCGUUCACCCGUGCUUCGUUUUGCGUGUGUUUGCAGCUCUGCUCUUUCUGUUGGCCACGGUCGAUUUAAAGUCACUUAAUAAACAAAUAAAUAAACGUCUUUACGGACAAAGGCCAA